Alternaria rosae is the source of this 1008-nucleotide messenger RNA. Its product is annotated as caffeine-induced death protein 2. The transcript has 2 exons. Bases 333 to 914 code for a protein of 193 amino acids. NCBI's taxonomy places the organism in Eukaryota, Fungi, Ascomycota, Dothideomycetes, Pleosporales, Pleosporaceae. The record is from RefSeq and is a predicted model, not a curated record. Gene Ontology annotation, cellular component: mitochondrion; mitochondrial intermembrane space.
AAGGGAAAAACGAAAUAGGCGCCUUGCAGUCUACAUUAUAUUUAAAAUACAGUUUUUCUGAAAUGCAAAGGCAAUAUAGCCCUCUCCGCUUUUUCUUUCUCUAUGGUUUUACUUUGUAGAGGUAGUUGUCUAAUAUUUCCCUUGAAUGGGGUGCUGACAUCAUUACACGCCAUGGACUAGGCGGCAUCUCCAGCAUUGACAUUUGACAACUUUGCAACUCUACAAUACCUUAUACACUAAUAUUAACUGUUUUCAAGCUGGCGAACUACUUUUGGAAACGUUCGGAGCCGUCUACUUCCACCACCCCCUCUCAGCCAUCGCCGCCGCCCAAAAUGUCUAAACCAUCUGCGCAACCUCGCCUCACGCCACAAUUCUGCUUCAACCAAACCGCACUGCGAGACUUCCUUCGCAUAUCACGCGGCGCAAUCGACGACUCCAUAGCACAGAACCUCAACGCCCUCCUCACACCAGCACAACGCGGCUUCGAUCCUACUUCUACAAGCACACGACAGCUGCCGUCGCCCGAUCACGGUCGGUCGCUACAGCCAGAGCAAUGUGAGGGGUUCAAAGAGAAGGUGCUGUUUCCAAGCUGGGCAGUGCGAUCAGACGUCUUAGACUACUGCGCGGGUGUCGCGACAUCACCAGACCCAGACGACCCAGAUAGUGUACUACGGCAGAUUGAAGACGCCAAAGCGAGAGAGAGGACUGUAGAUGAGCGGUUAGAUCCAUACUCGGGACGCUACUUCCCACAGGAGGCGAGGACAGAAAGCUUGGCUAUGCUCAUGCGCAAUGAGAGGGCAGUGGAGAAGAUCAUACGGAUGAGGACGUGGAGUAUGCUGGGUGAACGGUGUGGCAUGACGAGCGAGUCUGCUGAGGUGGCGUUUGACAAAUGGAGGGAUACACAACGGCGAUGAGGUGGGCUUGUGUAGACGAUGCAUAGAUUCAUACAUAGUGUGAUGGAGCAUACAAUCUCUUCUCUUCGCAUAUCGAGACGCAGCCACAAGGACU